This is a messenger RNA of Pleurotus ostreatus (oyster mushroom), 918 nucleotides long. RefSeq lists its product as uncharacterized. NCBI's taxonomy places the organism in Eukaryota, Fungi, Basidiomycota, Agaricomycetes, Agaricales, Pleurotaceae. Gene Ontology annotation, molecular function: peptidase activity. The record is from RefSeq and is a predicted model, not a curated record. Gene Ontology annotation, biological process: proteolysis. Bases 1 to 918 code for a protein of 305 amino acids. The transcript is spliced from 6 exons.
AUGCCAGCAGAGAAAUCUGGAUAUGCACCUUUCCAUGUCGGCACACAGAUCUAUCAAACCUGGUACAAAGUCGUAGGCGAAUUAGGAGUAGGCAGACCAAUUGUGUGUCUACACGGAGGGGGAGGGUUGACGCACCACUAUAUGUCACCCUAUACUGAGCUCAACUCGCGUCUCGGCAUCCCCGUGGUAUUUUAUGAUCAGUUAGGCGGUGGAGCAUCAUCCCAUCUGCCACUCGAUGCGCCCAGAGAUUUGUGGAAACCCGAGACAUGGGUAGACGAGCUGAACAACUUGCUCGAACACCUGGGUAUCUCCGACGACUUCGAUCUCCUUGGCCACUCCUGGGGAGGCAUGGUUUCUGCGCUGUUUGCUACUCGGGCCCCGCCUGGCCUGAGGAGCUUGAUAGUGUCCAACUCUUUCCCCUCGUUCCCUUUGUUUGCGAUGGGGACCGAAGUGAUCAUGGACCUCAAUCCCGACAUCGGUGAGGUUGCGCGGAAGCACGCUGCGGCGGGAGAUUUCGCCUCCCCGGAAUAUCGAGCAGCGAUUCAAGCUCUUCACGCCAGAUACUUCUGCCGAAUUGAUCCCAUGCCAAAAGACCUCUUGACAUCCUUUCUCUCAGUAGACAAGGACCUGACCGUAUUUUCCGUUUUGGUCGGUCACUCUAUAUAUCAUGUGUCGGGGAUUCUGAAGGAUUGGUCGUUUAUCGACGAACUACACAAAAUUACUUGCCCAGUGUUGGUCAUUAGCUCUCCAUAUGACGUCGCCCAACCUAAAGCGAUUAUGCCAUGGUUCCAAGAACUUCGUCAGGUUAAGUGGGUGGAGAUGCAGAACAGUACACAUACGCCGAUGUUUGAGGAACCUAAGAGAUACUUCGACGUCCUCAUUGCUUUUCUAUGUCGUGAUGAUAACGCUAGUCGCUAG